Messenger RNA from Dimorphilus gyrociliatus, 2837 nucleotides. NCBI's taxonomy places the organism in Eukaryota, Metazoa, Annelida, Polychaeta, Dinophilidae. The record is from the annotation of a GenBank genome assembly.
AUUAUCGCCCAUAUCGUGUUUGGACAACAUCGUUGAGAAUCCCAGAUCGCGAUUCGAUUUUACAAAAACUCUCAAAUUUUGAUAAAUAUUUCUGAACUCCUUAAAUAUGAGCUCCAUCGGAACCGGUUACGACUUAUCGGCGUCUCAAUUCUCACCCGAUGGUCGUGUAUUUCAAGUGGAGUACGCACAGAAGGCUGUAGAAAAUAGUGGAACAGCGGUAGCUUUGAAAGCAAAGGACGGCGUUGUGUUUGCUGUUGAAAAACUUGUUGUUUCCAAACUCUAUGAAUCAACUUCAAAUCAGAGAAUUUUCUCAAUUGAUUCGCACGUAGGAAUUGCUGUAGCAGGACUAUUGGCAGAUGCUAGACACUUGGUUGAAACUGCUAGAGAUGAAGCAGCAAACUACCGAGCAAACUAUUCUGUACCAAUUCCUAUUCCCUACCUAGCAGAUAGAUUGGCCAUGUAUAUGCAUGCCUAUACCUUAUACAGCUCAGUUCGACCUUUUGGUUGUGGUGUUCUUCUCGGCGGUGUUGGCCAAGAUGGUCCAGAGCUAUAUUGUAUUGAUCCUUCCGGCGUAUACAACGGAUAUUGGGGAGCUGCAAUCGGAAAAGCCAAGCAAAACGCAAAAACUGAAAUGGAAAAAUUGAAAGUAAAAGAUAUGACCAUGAAGGAAUUGAUAAAGGAAGUUGCUAAAAUUAUAUAUAUUGUACACGACGAGGUAAAAGAUAAAAAUUUUGAACUGGAACUAUCUUGGGUUGGAGCUGAGUCGAAUGAUAAACACCAACGUGUCCCAAGCAUUGUCUUCACUGAAUCCGAAAAAUAUGCUAAGGAAGCCAUUCAAGAAUCAGACGCCUCAGAUGAUGAAGAUUUAUAGUUUGUAUAUACUUUUUACCGUCGACGUUAAAUAAAAUAUUAUUACAAGAACAACAGUUUUUUUGUUCCAAAUACAUGCAAGAAACGUUGUAAUUUUGUUUUCUAUGCGUCUCUUAUCGUAAAAAAAAAUGAAUGUAGGUGGCGAUGAAGUAAGAUCGCGAAAGGAGUUACUACAUCAUUUAGCUGUUAACUGUGCAACCGUUAACGAAAUAAAACUUGUAAUGUGACGUCGAUAUUUUGAUUAAAUCAGAUCUGCUCUAUUCCCGAUAAUUAAACGUCUAGUCGAUAAGUCUAUAAAGUUUAACAGCAGGAAGACGUAUUAUCUGUAAAUUAGCGAAACUUAAGACAGCCUCGCCUUUGGCACCUGGUGUUCGGGAUUACCUCUAUUGAUCAUUACGCAACAUGGCCCUGUCAGCUGACGAAAACCACAGCGUCUAUGCGUAUUCACUAGUUGGUCUUUUGCCAGUAUCUCUUCUAGUUCAGUUGACUAGUUUAAGCGCACCUUAUUGGUGGCGAAAGCAUUCCGGAUAUGGCGGCCUAUGGAGAAUUUGUCAAGGCAAUCAACGAAUUGUAUGUACUUCGAUUUUCGAGGAUACCAACUUCGGUAAGUUUGCCAAAAAAAUGUUACAGAUAGCGCGCCUGUUAAAUAAUCGACAUAGCGAAUUGAGAUGAGAGAACAUCUGCAUUCUGUUUUUUUCCGUUUUUCGUUAGCCCCCAUUCCUUGCUUGCCUCUCCGUGCAAAAGUUCUAGACUUGAAGAUAAGAUGCAAGAAACGAGCGCGAAUAGCUAAGACUUGAAAUAUCUGUCUCCCUCCGAGACCACAACUUAGAAUACUAAUUAGGUUUACCCACAGAUGUUAUACGCCUGAGAGGAGACUAAUCGAAUUAGUAAUAUAAACACUAAUCGAAGAUUUUCUUGCUCUACGAGAAAAAAGAACGAUAGACACAGGUGCGAUUAUCUUUAAGGAAACAGCUUAUUCACCCAAUAUUCACUAAUUAUACAAGUUUACCUAUUCAAUAUUCUUAGAAUAUUUAUGGAAUGGAAGGGACAUUCCUUUCUUUGGCGGUGCGGAAGAGAGAUAUCGCAUAGCCUUCGAGUUUAUUAUUAUUACAGUCCGACCUUGCACUUUCUUCAUGCAACUCAAGGGAAUCGUUGAAAAGUACAAUAAAGCGAUUAGAAGAAUUUAUGUAAAUUACAUGUAAAAUCCUAAGAGAGAUACUAAAACGCAUUAAGUACAACCAUCGGUUUACGACGCAUUUGUUCCGCAUCGCUUAUUCUUCGCUUCGAUUAGCCAAUGAUUAAUGAUUGAAUUUUUUUUAAGGCUUUUUACUAGUUGGGGAAUUGACUCUAACCGUCGCAACAACUUUAAUGGCUGCCAGUGAGUUUGUUUUACUAUUCUACCUCUGCGUACCCGGCUUCGAAAGGGAUGUUAGGUGCAAGGUACUACUCUGCAUUCUGUCAUUCUUAUCCGCUCUGCUAGUUUGUACGGGUGUCGUAUCGUUCUCAGUUUGGUCGAGCACAAAAACAGAUCUUCAGUUAUGGUGGGCGUAUGCUUUGGCCGUUGCCGCCUGUAUCCUAACAUCAGCAGUAUGCGGUUUAGCUAUGUUUGAUUUAAGAAAACUGUAUUCUCUCAUUUAUCAUAGUUCUCGUAAUAGUCCUGUUGACUUAUAAAAAUAACGAGAAUCAAAAAAGACAAUAGUAGCUAAUUUAAUAAUAAAACCAAAAUAAACGAAUACUUGUAUUUGAUAGUCCAGGUUUAAAUGAGUUGGUAAUGCUUUAACCUUUCCAAGAAGUAUGAAUGUCAUACUUUACCUAACGCAUUAUACUAAAUGAAAGGGCAGGCAAAAGAUUCUAUUAGUCUACGAUGUAAAUAAUAUGCUUUCAAAUGCUCUUGUCUUUUAUUUCUUUGAAUUUUCUCUUUUUUUAUAGUUAUUAGAAAUACCUCUUUUUUAAAUAAUAAACAAGGG